This is a messenger RNA of Carassius gibelio (silver crucian carp), 3693 nucleotides long. Its product is annotated as histone-lysine N-methyltransferase EZH1. Lineage: Eukaryota; Metazoa; Chordata; Actinopteri; Cypriniformes; Cyprinidae. The coding region runs from base 373 to 2709 and encodes 778 amino acids. The record is from RefSeq and is a predicted model, not a curated record. Gene Ontology annotation, molecular function: histone H3K27 methyltransferase activity; protein binding. The transcript has 21 exons. Gene Ontology annotation, biological process: chromatin remodeling.
CAAAGAGAGCUGGAGUAUGUUCAUAAUAUAGACGUCACCCUGUGCUCUGACCGUGGCAACCAAGUGCGCAGCUCUUAACUGUACAACUACAAUCUCGACACGCUCACGGACGACCGAGGAAUCCACGCAUCCCUCAACACAAGCAGUCUGGCACCGACAUCCGCAGCGGCUCGCUAGACAGGACACCGUUUUUCACUACAGGACGUUUUUGGGCACGCGGACUUCUUUUCUGCGCACUUGAAGCUGAUUCGCGAGAGGGUUUAAAGGAAGGAGCAGGGACUCUUAAGAGAGUGAGUCACAUCUGACGGGAACCCUUAUGGAAGGUGCUGUUUAUCACAUCCCAGAGAGUAUGUUUACCAUGAAGAGGAAUGUAUGGAUUCAGAGAAUAACCAGGUGAGGCUGAUGAUGGAGGAGGUGUCAGGCCCCCGGUCCUGCACUGCGAAGCCCCCCCGCAGUCUGCUGGAAUGGAAGAAGAGAGUCAAGUCUGAGUACAUGAGGUUAAGACAGCUGAAACGCUUCCGCAAAGCUGAGGAUGUCAAGUCCCUUUUCCAGUCGAACCGCCGGAAGAUUGAAGGAAGAACUGAGCUGCUGAAUGAGGAAUGGUCCAAGCUCCGAAUCCAGUCCAUUCCCCUUUCCACAGCCAGUGGCUCUCUGCCCAGCAAAAAGUUGUGCAUGGUAGAGUCUGGCUUUCCGUCUUUUCCAUACCAGGCAGUUACCAUGCGUCCCUUGACAACUGUUGCUGGGAUACCAUUCAUGUACUCCUGGUCCCCUUUGCAGCAGAACUUCAUGGUGGAAGAUGAGACAUUUCUGCAUAAUAUCCCCUACAUGGGAGACGAGGUGUUGGAACAGGAUGAAGCUUUCCUGGAAGAGCUUAUUGACAAUUAUGACGGGGUGCAUGGAGACAGAGAAGGAGGCUUCAUAAAUGAUGAGAUCUUUAAAGAGCUGGUGGAGGCACUGAGCCAAUACUCAGACCCAGAGGAAGAGGAGGAGGAAGAGCCCUCAGAGCAAACAGAGAAUAAGGAGGAGGAGGAGGAGGAGGAGGAGGAGGAGGAGGAGGAGGAGGAAGCGGUGCAGAAAACUACAGCUGAAGGAGCAGAAGAGUCAAAAGAGGGCUUCCUCAAAAGGAAGAGGAGGAGCACUGCUGAAGGAAGGGAGCUCUCCACCAAUAAGAAGAUUCCUCAUGACAAGAUUUUCACAGCUAUUGCGUCUAUGUUUCCAUACAAAGGCACCAUGGAGGAGCUGAAGGACAAGUACAAGGAUCUCCUGGAGCCAUCCAGCCCUGUGAAGUUGCCUCCUCUCUGCACGCCCAACAUGGACGGCCCCUGUGCCAAAUCUGUUCAGAGAGAGCAAAGUCUGCACUCUUUUCACACACUUUUCUGUCGCCGCUGCUUUAAAUACGACUGCUUCUUGCACCCUUUCCAUGCAUCUCCUAAUGUGUAUAAGAGGAAGAUUAAAGAGAUCCGAAUGGAGACAGAGCCCUGCGGACUGGACUGCUUUCUGCUGCAGUUCUUUUCAUCCCUUCUUUGGUCACAGAAAGGGGCAAAAGAGUUUGCUGAUCAAAACAUGCAGAGGUCUCAAAGGCCCCGUCGUCGAAGAAGACAGCCCCGCCCCUCGAGUUCCUGUGGCCCCGCCCCCUCAGGCUCCGGUGAGGAGGGAAAAGAAGGAGACAGUGACCAUGAGACCACCAGCUCCUCAGAGGGUAACUCUCGGUGUCCCAGUCCCGCCAAACUGAGAUCAGGGGAGGAAGGAGCAGAGGAGUCCCAUUCUCCUCCUCAGUGGAGCGGAGCAGAGGAGUCUCUGUUCAGAGUCCUGCACGGCACAUAUUACAACAACUUCUGCUCUAUUGCACGACUCAUUGGCACCAAGACAUGUAGAGAGGUUUACGAGUUUGCAGUGAAAGAGAUGCUGAUUCACCGCGUUCCGCUGGAGGACGGUGGGAUCUCACCACAGAAGAAAAAACGAAAGCACAGAUUAUGGGCAAAGAUACAGCUGAAGAAAGACAACUCAUCCAAUCAAGUGUACAAUUAUCAGCCGUGUGACCACCCUGAGCACCCAUGUGAUAGCUCCUGCUCGUGUGUGAUGACACAAAACUUUUGUGAGAAAUUCUGCCAGUGCAAUCGGGAGUGUCAGAACCGGUUUCCUGGCUGCCGCUGUAAGACUCAGUGUAACACCAAGCAGUGUCCGUGUUACCUGGCGGUGCGGGAGUGUGACCCUGACCUCUGCAUGACCUGUGGGGCCGCAGACCACUGGGACACCAAACAGGUCUCCUGUAAGAACUGCAGCAUUCAGAGAGGAAUCAAGAAGCACCUGCUCCUGGCCCCAUCUGAUGUUGCAGGGUGGGGUACAUUUAUCAAAGAGCCAGUCCAGAAGAACGAGUUCAUCUCUGAGUACUGUGGAGAGCUUAUUUCCCAGGAUGAAGCAGACAGGAGGGGCAGAAUCUAUGACAAGUACAUGUCCAGUUUUCUCUUCAACUUGAACAAUGACUUUGUAGUGGAUGCCACUAGAAAAGGGAAUAAAAUACGAUUCGCCAACCACUCCGUCAACCCCAAUUGUUACGCAAAAGUUGUCAUGGUGAAUGGUGAUCACCGCAUUGGAAUCUUUGCCAAGCGAGCCAUACAGCGAGGAGAAGAGCUCUUUUUUGACUACAGAUACAGUCAAGCGGAUGCAUUGAAGUAUGUGGGUAUUGAGAGGGAAAUCGACAUUGUGUAGACACACACCCAUUGAGUGUGUCCUCAUUUACCUGGUAACAUUUUUGCCUACCCACAAUGCUUUGCACUUCACUGACAUCACAGAUUCAAUUGAUGAUGCAGUCAGAUGGUGAUGUCACUACUUUAACCUGUGGUUUAAUUGACUCUGAACAAGCGUUUUUGUUUACCUCUUUGAGAUAACGUCUGUGAUACCCUAAAGAAACCAAAAGGUGUCCUCAGAUUUACAAAUCCACUCCUCCGCACAGGACGAAUAUUGAUAGACUGCACCAUUUUCUCUGCCAUGGAAGGAAAAAUGACAGUUCAGACAACUGUCAUAAAGUUUUUAUUUUAUUUCAUCCCAUCUCUCCAUUCAUAAGGCUCUGUAAACAGCUUUCGAAAUAGCUAUAACCUCUAUAUGCUCAAUAUAUACUGUAACUGCAAACUGAAUGCAUCACACUUAGCCGUUGUUGUUUCUAGUCAAAAUAUUUUGUUGUGCAAAACAUCAAGCAAUAUUUCAAAGUUACAUUCGCUGUUAUAGUCAGUCAGGUCAGUAUCUUCUCUCUUUAAAACAAACUUCAGUAAACUCCUCUGCAACCUGGUGUUAGCCUGUUACUGUAAUGUGCACCCCUCUGCUAUCUAUCUAUCUAUCUAUCUAUCUAUCUAUCUAUCUAUCACUCUUGCUGUGUUGCACAAAGCUGGCUCAUGUUGUCAGAAAUUAGCAUUCUAGCUAACAUAGCACUAAGGCAGUUAAUCUUCAUCUCUGCUUAAACUGUAUGAGGUCAAAUAUUGUUAUUGUUCUGUAGAAAUAAACAAAACAAGUGACCAUAUAAACCGACAGACUGAAUGUGAAAUGUGAGCUUAAGAGUGACUUAAAGGACAUUGUAUAGCAGGUUUUUUUUUAAGAGUGAACAAAAGAGUGUACAAAAUAGGCCUAGCAAGAGUUAGGGUUUGGGUUCCAAUGUCAUAUGUUACAUUUUAUGUCAAAUAAAGAACUAAACCAAAUGAU